AUGGCUUUUACAUGUUUUCAUUAUAUACGAGGUGAAACAUUGAUCUACUCAAGAGCGCCUCAGGGAUCGGUACUGGGAUCGCUCUUCUUUCUCCGAUACAGUGCGCCGCCGCAGUGUGCCAAGGUCGGUACCAAGCAGCGCCGCGCCGCGCUGCCUCUCUCCCCCACCAUCGCUGUACCACGACGUGUAGCACGGCCUGGCCACAACCGGACCCGGCACCCAGCCCCCCACCCAGAGGUCCGGACGACAGCGGCGUCCAGGCCAGUGGUGCCAUGGGACCGUGCAGACAGCUCCACACCGCCGACUUAUGAUCUGAGACACAAAAUGCCUGAUGGAUGCCAAUCAGCUGGCGACCUAAACAACAACGGAGGCGGAGCCAAGUGUGGGAGUGGGGCGUGCUACGGUGGGGGCGUGUCCAGUGGGGCGGGGUCAGGCUCGACCACGCCUCCCAGGAGAGUCCAAGUCACCGCCAAGAUACUUUUCGGCUCCGUCUCCGCUAUCUCCACGAUGAAACACAAUGAGAAGAUGCAGCGGAAGAAAUCCCAAUGACAAUAACUGCCGAGUCUAGCUCUGGUGUUCCGACUAUCUGAACAUUGGAUACUGAACGAUUCUUUGUCUGAAGGCAAAAAAAACACCCAGACGUCAAACUUGGAGGAACCUAUAUGAUCAAGUUAUUGAAAACGGCUGUCUACUUAAUUUAUCACUCUCUUUAAUAACACUGUACUUGGAUCUACAAUUAUACAAAUGUAAAAUAUUGUACAAAAUUAUACAGAAUUGACUUAUACUUGUAUGUACUUUUGUGAAAUGAAAAAAAUAAAAACGGAUUGUUUUAAUAUAGUAGCAAUUUUAUAUAAUUUCAUCCUAGUUAGACAUAGUGCUUUCAUUUUAAAAUAUUUGCUUGUAAAAAGUUUAGCUAUUUGACAUUUUUAAACAUAGCUUGGUGAUGGAUACUGUACAAUAUACUUUAAUUAGUUUUAUAUGUCCUAAAUUGAUUGUUGUUCGUGAUCGAUAUAUAAUAAGAAAGUUGAUUAAAUAUGUCUUAUGUUAUUUGCUUACAGAAUAAAAGAUUGUUGUAUGACAAUCAUCUUUUUGUGUAAGAACUAGUCAUAAGGCUCCAAAAAAUGAUUACACGAUUUAAUUUUUAGUUUUAUGUACAACAGAUCCAAUGUUUAACAACAAUACUACUUUGUAUUCUAAAAAUGUAAUUUUAGCUUUGAUCGGUCACUCUAGUGGUCAAGGAAUACAAUUUAAAAGUUUCAUUAAAAAAUUCCACUUACAUAAAAUAUUAAAAUAACAAACAUAAAGUUAUUUUUAAUACUUAUUUCUAGAGUAUGGUUGUGAAAGUUUCUUUUUCAUAAUAAGCUUAAUAUGAAUUGAUAAUUUUUCUUUAUUAACUGUGGACUAAUUUUAUAUUAGUUUAUUAUUGCCUUGUACAAAUCUGUCUAAACAUUUUGUGGAGCCUUAGAACAUUUUUGGUUUGUUAUUAAGCCUUGUUAGGUCCUGUCUCAUUUUAAAACACUCUAUAAUAUGUAAACAAAUCAAAGAUCUAUAAGCCCAUUGUUAUUUUAAUGAAACAUACAUCGUAUGCGUUUAUUUCAAUACAUACCACAGUAAUGAGUAAUAUAAAAUGCUUCUAUUAGUAACUUUACCCCAGAUAAGUGUAUUACCAUAUUCUAAAUUACACAAUAGUAUGAUACAUUCUUCUAAUGUAUUUUCACUUUGAAGUUUGGAGCCAGGACCUAUUUGGAGUGUACGAAUAGAAUUAUUGGGAAGCAAGAUAUAAUUAAUUGUAAUUUUAAAUGUAAUAAAUAUUUGAUAUAUCUGUGUAAUUUAUUUAUUUUUAUAUUAUUUUAUAUGUUCUAAUAUAUUUAUAGUUUGUCUGUAAAACAUACUCUCUAGUAGGUGGUAUAUGUUAGGCAAUGCAUUUUGCUAUUUAUUUAGUGUUGUACAGAAAUGAAUGAUUAAAAAUGACUAAUCUUUAUCAAUGUUUUGUAAUUAAUAAUAAUAAGUUACUUCAUAGAUUUAAAAACAGCUAUUCAUAUUAUGUCAAUGUAUUUAAAAUUGUUGUACCAUAUAUAAACAUAAUUAUGUACAAAUGAAUGUGAAUUUAUUGAUAAAGCCUAAAGAAUAUAAGUGUUUCACAUUAAUGCAAAAAUAGUAAGAUAAUUAAAUAAAGUUCACUGUAUUACACACUUCUGUAUAUUAAUGAUAACUGUAUCAUAUGUAAAUUUACUAUUUAAAAUAUUGUAUUAAAAGUGUACAUUAUUUUAAACUGAC
Homalodisca vitripennis (glassy-winged sharpshooter) is the source of this 2277-nucleotide messenger RNA. RefSeq lists its product as uncharacterized. Lineage: Eukaryota; Metazoa; Arthropoda; Insecta; Hemiptera; Cicadellidae. The transcript has 3 exons. The coding region runs from base 1 to 549 and encodes 182 amino acids. The record is from RefSeq and is a predicted model, not a curated record.